AGCAGGGCAUAUCGAUAGAACUAUACCCCGUACAACACCACUACUCUGAUCAAACUGAGAUAUAUGCUAUCAAGGAACACAAGGAGAUUGAGUCUUCUAACAAUCUAACCAUGGCUGAAGCAUUAAAGACUGUCAUCUCCCAGAGUACAGAGUGUCCAGUUUGUCUUUCUACAUUCAUCGAUCCCAAGAUCCUGUCUUGUUCUCACACUUUCUGCAAGACUUGCCUGGACAACCUCUUAAAGUGCCACGGUAACUGUCAGAUUCGAUGCCCUGUCUGCAGAGCUGUCACGCAGGUCCCAAACCAAGAUGUCGGCAAACUACAGGUAAAUCUUGCGUUGAAGAGUCUGAUAGAUGACAUGGAGGGCCAACCUCAGAUUUGCACAAAUUGUAAAUCCAAUAACAAGCCCCAUGCUGAUGUCUACUGCCAAGACUGUGGCAAGUAUCUCUGCACCUCUUGUCUUAAUACGCACUCUCAAUGGGGAGACUUUAUCGGCCAUAACGUCAUUGCCAUGAGUGAGAUCUCGUCAGGCAAGGUGUCUGUACGUAGAUACCGCAAAUGCAGGAAACACCCGAAAGAAGAUGAAUGUUGCUUCUGUUCCACCUGCAGGAGAUUCACAUGCUUCAGAUGCGGUGUGAUGGAACAUAAAGACGAGGGACACCAGGUUGUCGAGGUAGCUACCUAUGAGGACAAACACAUGGAGGGUAUCGAAGACCUGAAAUCAAAGGUGGAGAAGAAACAAUCAUCCUUUCAGAAGUACAUUGAGUUCAUAGAUGAACAGAGCAAGAGUGUUGACAAUGCCAAGAAACAGUGUACAAGUGACAUCAACAAAGCAUAUUAUGAUGCAGUCCGGCAGUUGUCAGAGAAGAAAGAAAGCCUGCUAAGAGAAGUCAAGGAAACCACCGAAGGAGUAGCGAAAGAACUGAAAAGCAUGAAGACCACGGCUCAGAAGCACAUCAAUCAGUUGACGACUUUGGCUGAAAUGGUGAUUAACAAAACAAAGAUACCGUUAGAUAUGGAUACUUUGGCUACACACGACACUCUGUGUGAAGAGUUACGAGAGGUAUGUGAUCAAGAGGAUCCUGACUACAAGCAGCCGAAGAAAUCGGGCAUAAAGGGGAAAAGUGUCAAUUUUGAGAGAAAUGUUGGAGUGAAUGAGCUAGGCCUUGGAGAGAUUGUUAAUGUAGUUGAAAAGAACGUCGCCUUGCCCACAAAAAAGAAUAGCAUGAAUGCAAUGGUUGGUACACCAGACGGUAGGAUGGCAGUAGGAUGUGAUACAGGUGGCAUCUCUAUCUUCUCUUCUGAUGGUAAGCUUCAGCAUACAGUUCUGAAGGAUGUUAAGAUUGAUGGGGUAGGGUUCCUCUCUGAUGGUCGAUGUGUUGUGACUGACAAUUCUAACGAUAUCACACUGUACACGCCAGAGUACACAAAGUUGAAUGUAAUGUUUAAGACUCUAAGUCGAGAUGAAGGUGGGUUUUCUGAUCUCACUGUUGAUGGUGAUGACCUGAUCUAUGUGAGCUACUGGAAAGCCAUGAAGAUCUUGGUAUUUUCAACGGCAGGUUGGCAAGCAAUUAGGGAGAUACCAUGCAACGGGUAUGAACCUCUGCAAAUCACUAGUUACCGUGGUUCUCUUAUCACUACAUCAGUUGAUACUAUCAGAUUUAUAGACAAACAGGGUGUUAUACAACAUGAAUUAAAGAAACUGGGUAGCCACCUUUACGCUGCUGUAUCUCAAUGUAAUACAAUCCUGGUAGCCAAGGUGGAGCUUGAUGAAGAUUUGGUGAGCAUUGACGAGUAUGCAUAUGAACUAAGACACAUUCGAAACCUUGUUAAUGAUUACGCGAUUGAGAAGUCGGGGAUAUAUUGGUGUUACCUCCAGCAGUACCGAUCAGGGGAGAUCGCCUUCUGCACUCGGGAUAACCUCUAUAUAUUCCGCUAAAAAUAAUGGAUGAUAUCAACAUUGAUAUAUAAUAUCACAAUAUCACAGAAGGGGGGGGGGAUACCCACUGAGCUGCUAUUUUUGGCUAAAGUAAGCUGCUAUAUUAGAGGGGAAUACAUGAGAUAGUUGUUGGAUCAUUUCUUUCUCGUUUCUCACCCAUACAAAAGCAUUUCGCUGCUUACAUCUUUUUAUUUCCAACUUUGCAUCUAUGUAAACAAGCAUCAGCUUUAUCAGGUUUAUCCUGUGUGGGGAAAUUCUCGUACUUGAAAAUCAAAGAUAAUGUUGUUAAAUAUUUCAUGAGAAAUCAAAUGAUUCUGUAUCCAUAUACAUGUGUAUGAUAUUUGAUUGGAAAUGAUUAUGUUGGUAGUGAUGUGUUUACCAUAUACCAUUUAUGUGCGUAUACUUGUAUUUCAGAAAAUGGCACAAAAAAUGUAUAGAAAAAGCAUAGUCAAUGGAUAUCAAUUUUUAUUUUGAGCUUUGCUAUUAUUAAGCAUCAUCUUCAUCAUGUUUAUCCUGAGUGGGGGAUUUUCUAGUUCUUGUAUGUUAGACA
Lytechinus pictus (painted urchin) is the source of this 2487-nucleotide messenger RNA. Its product is annotated as tripartite motif-containing protein 2-like. The transcript is spliced from 3 exons. The record is from RefSeq and is a predicted model, not a curated record. Lineage: Eukaryota; Metazoa; Echinodermata; Echinoidea; Temnopleuroida; Toxopneustidae. Gene Ontology annotation, biological process: protein monoubiquitination. Bases 111 to 1937 code for a protein of 608 amino acids. Gene Ontology annotation, molecular function: ubiquitin protein ligase activity; zinc ion binding.